AUGUCCGAACCUCAGCAGACGUUCCAACCACGGAGCGAGUUUAUACGUGCUGAUGCAACCCCUCAGUCGUAUAUGCUCGUAGCCCUCAAUGGCGCCGAUACCUUACGAUGCCACAAUAUCUCGACAACAGCUCUCUCAGCCCUGAGGGAGUCAUUUGGUAACGAGACGCGAUUAUAUGGCGAAGCAGGGGACGGUGACAUUGCCGAGUUUGUGUUUCGCAACAGUCCGUGGACAGCCAAGAGCGUACGCUCAGAAACGCUCAUCGUCAAGCUAUUCACCAUCCUCUUAUCACACCAAUACACAUUCGUUACUUCAAUCGACUAUGGUCGACAAUACCUUGACAAAUUAUCUCUCGCAUUCACGCGUGCGGUCUCAUCUAAUGGGCGAUCGGCUGAAGACUCUGUAUUUGCACUCUCAUUUGUCACCCACCCUGCUUCGAGUAUUGCACGCCCCGCUCCACUGCACUCCUGCCAUUCUCCAUUGGGUAAUGGAAGCUGGGAAUUUCGUCUCAAAGGAUUUGGAUACUUUUCUGCGGAGAAAUCCGACGAGGCACUCGUUCCUCAUGUCUUUGCAUUGCUCCGCGCAUUCGACUCUCAUGCUUUCAAGCUCGUUGCUGGAGUUCCCAUCGGUGGACGAAGUCGUAACAAGGAUCUGUGGGUAUUCACUGCACCUGGGGCGAGCAAACCUCCGUCCCACACUGCGUCACCUUCGCCUUAUCAACACACCAUCGAGAGCGAGACGGCGUACAGUCCUGGUCCAUUUACGGCCUCUCCAACCGUAGGUAUGAGCGGUCAUGCAAAAUUUGCGACCGACGAACCAGAGAAGAGUCCACCCGUUGCGACCGUGACUGGUCACGCGAGGAGCGCAUCGACCCCUGCACCCGCUCCAAUGCCUGCGCCCCCACAUCGCAAACCUGUCCCGCCCAUGGCCAUGCCCGUCCCAAUCAUUAACAAGCCCACGCCCCCAGUAGCCAAUCCACCAAUGAACAUGCCAGUCCCGUCCCCUGCCAAACCUUCCCCUCAAUCAAAACCUACCCCAGCUCUGGUCCCGGUCCCCAUUCCACCCAAACGCAACUCGAGUUUAUUGCGCAAGUUCCGUCCGCCAAGCAUUGGACCCGGUCGAACAGCCAGCGGGAGGUUCAACCACCCACCUCCCCCUCCAGUGAUCUCUCAAUCUAAAUCCGGGCACAAACGAUCUGGAUCGUUGGCGUCUGGUGAAAUUAUCUAUGAAACGCCUUUACCUGGUCAACAAUCUCUCCCUGUUCAAUCCUCUCCAACCAACGGGUUUAUCGCUCCCCCUCCUCCGCCUACAAUUCCAGAACAUGCAGUCGCACAGCAUGUAGGAAUGAAUCCUUUAGCCAAUCAAACCAACGAAGAGCUCCUUCCUCGAGGUGCAUUCCGUGACUCUGCGUUCUCAGCUAGCACGGAUACUUCACACGACGUCGACGUUCUAUGGACGGGUGCACAGAUGGCCAAAGGUGGUCCAGGAGAAGCGCUGUCCCAAGUGAGCGAGAGCGGAGAAGUUGAAGCUCAUUCACCCGACGUGACCAAGACGAUGCAUGAGGAACUGAGACCCAAGAGCGAGAGAGCCGAGUUGGCGCUUGCAGCAAUUGGACCUCCGCGACCAAUGCCGAUUCCCGUUCCCGGUUCGGGUUUACCAAUGCAAGAAGAGCCCAGUGAGCGCUCUGGAGUCGAUACGAAGAAGAGUGCGGAAGUACAAGGUCGACCAAGUAUGAACUCCAAGUCUGGUACGCAAACCGAAUGGGUGUUUGUUUCGGUCGAUAAACCUCCUGUCCCAGGUACAAGUACCGGCACUGAGAGUUCCACGUCCUCGCCCCAACCUCAAACCCAGUCGAUCAAGCCCGAGACAGUUGCUUCUCCCGAACCGGAGCGCCAAAGUAGCUUCAAGCGAUGGUUUGGAGGAGGAAAGACGAAGCAACAGCCCAAUCCCAAGCCUAGGCAACGGCGUCGAGGCAAACUGAACCAAGCUAUCCGAAGUUCGAAGCGAUUGACGAUCGACUAA
Rhizoctonia solani is the source of this 2022-nucleotide messenger RNA. RefSeq lists its product as uncharacterized. The record is from RefSeq and is a predicted model, not a curated record. NCBI's taxonomy places the organism in Eukaryota, Fungi, Basidiomycota, Agaricomycetes, Cantharellales, Ceratobasidiaceae. Bases 1 to 2022 code for a protein of 673 amino acids. The transcript is spliced from 7 exons.